CAUUACAAGUCAAUAUUAGAAUCUGUGUGUGAGUCAGGGGUGUGUUAGUCAUCUCUGUGCUAAUUGAAACAUGUCUCCAGGUGAAUCCUCUACCAGACACAGUGGUUCAUAUUCAGCACUCAAACCGCGCUCUCCUGCUCUCUCUGCCUUCUCUCCCAUUAAUCACAGCCUUAUAAGACUCAGUCAGUUCCGCUCUGCUACCCACUCCCUCAUUCCUUCCUGUGUCUUUAUCAUAUUUAAUCACCUGCAGUCAGUGGUCACACAGAUCGCAGCUCUGUCACGAUUGGCUACGCUGAGGAGUGGGCGGUGCCUGCUCUGAUGCAUCACACACAUGUACCAGCACAGCAGGACAGAUCCUCUCACUCUCCCUCCCCCCCUCUCUCUACCUCUCACCCUGCCUUUCACACAUACACCAGAACACAGACUGCAGCAGAACGCAGGCCAGUAAGAUUUUUCCUUCUCAUACUGGAACAGCCGAGAAACCAGAGAGACAGUUACUCCCCUGAAGAGGAGAGACAUUUUCAUUGGAGGAUCCGCUGAGGAGUGCUGAGGCACAAGCUAUUGAGUGUGUAGGUUUGCAUCUGAAGCAGUUGUGGGGACUUGUGCACGCACCCAUCCCUCCUUCGGGACAAGCCCACUCCCUUCCUACCUGCCUCUCAUCUUCAUUUAAAGAUAGGAUGCCUGGCUCUGCGCCCCUGUGCUAAGCAGGCGUUGGCAGGCAGCAGUAUGGGCACUGUGCUGGCCGGCAUCCCCACCACCCCCUCCACCACUGAUCUGCCACCACCACGCUGCCCCACCGAGACGGGCGCUCCCCCCAGCCCUGCUGAUGGGCGAAGACACUGACGCCACCCCGACGCUUAACCACCACGGCUUCCUCCCCGACCACAACUAUGUGACUGAAGCCGAUAUCAUCUCCACUGUUGAGUUUAACCACACAGGAGAGCUCCUGGCCACAGGGGACAAGGGGGGCCGAGUGGUCAUCUUUCAGAGGGAACCUGAGAGCAAAACUGAGCCAUUCUCUCAGGGAGAGUACAAUGUCUACAGCACCUUCCAGAGCCAUGAGCCGGAGUUCGACUAUCUUAAGAGUCUGGAGAUUGAGGAGAAGAUCAAUAAGAUCCGAUGGCUGCCUCAGCAGAAUGCUGCACAGUUCCUCCUCUCCACCAAUGAUAAGACCAUUAAGUUGUGGAAGGUGAGUGAGAGAGACAAACGGCCAGAGGGAUACAAUCUGAAAGAUGAGGAGGGUCGCAUCAAGGACAUCUGCACCGUCACCUCCCUACAGGUGCCAGUGUUGAAGCCGAUGGACCUGAUGGUGGAGGUGAGCCCCCGGCGAGUCUUUGCCAACGCCCACACCUAUCACGUCAACUCCAUCUCCGUCAACUCAGACUAUGAGACCUAUAUGUCAGCUGAUGACCUGAGGAUCAACCUCUGGCACCUGGACAUCACCGACCGCAGCUUCAACAUCGUGGACAUCAAACCAGCCAACAUGGAGGAUCUGACAGAGGUGAUCACAGCGGCUGAAUUUCACCCCCACCACUGUAACUUGUUUGUCUAUAGCAGCAGUAAAGGCACUCUACGCCUCUGUGACAUGAGAGAAGCAGCGCUGUGUGACAAACACUCCAAAUUCUUCUCUGAGAUAAUCUCCUCAGUGUCAGAUGUCAAGUUCAGCCACAGUGGCCGCUACCUGCUCACCAGAGACUAUCUGACUGCCAAAGUCUGGGACCUCAACAUGGAGAGCAAGCCCCUGGAGACAUACCAGGUUCAUGAUUACCUCCGCAGCAAGUUGUGUUCACUUUACGAAAACGACUGCAUCUUUGACAAGUUUGAGUGUGCCUGGAAUGGCUCGGACAGUGUGAUCAUGACUGGAGCCUACAACAACUUUUUCCGCAUGUUUGACCGCAACACCAAGCGCGACGUGACCCUGGAGGCAUCGAGAGAGAGCAGCAAACCCCGAGCUGUCCUGAAGCCGCGGAGGGUCUGUGCCGCUGGAGGAAAGCGGCGGAAAGACGACAUCAGCGUGGACAGCCUGGAUUUCACCAAGAAGAUCCUGCAUACAGCCUGGCACCCGACUGAGAACAUCAUCGCUAUCGCUGCCACCAACAAUCUGUACAUUUUCCAGGACAAGCUCAAUUCUGAGAUGCAUUAAUGAACGGAUGUCAGCGGCAGACACUGAGUUUACACCUGAACACACAACUAUGCCAGAAUGUACACAUUUACAGACACCCACACACAAGGCUAACACCCAUUCACACACAUGAUCGAAAAAUGUACACAUUUAGGUCUUCUUUGACAUGCUCCUUCACCUCCUCCCCAGCCUCCUAGUACUGAAAGGACCUAGAAGGGGCUAGAAAAGGGAACAGGCUGGAUUACACAGUGAAUUACAGUUGCCUGAAUUGUGGAUUUCUUGAUCAUUGAGUUGUGGUUGAUGGUGUCCUGAUUGCUACAGCUCAGCUUCUGAGGGGCAUCACCCCCCUCCCAGACUGGAAGGAUGUUUACAUCUGUCUUUUUUUUUUAUUCACCCUCUUUUUCUUUCUCCUCCAUCUCCUCCUCUUCUGUGUGUGCCCAAGCAAAGCCUAUUCUUAUCCCUUGCCCACUGUUUUGUGUAACAAAAGUCCUUGGUUGUUUACUAGCAGCAAUGAGUAAAAAAAAAAAACGGGGUAUUAAUGUAACGCCCUCUUUAAUUUCAGGUCAGAUAACCCACAUCUGUUGUAACUUAUUAAAUUAUCUUAAUGAUGGUAAUUAUGAUGACAGUUUUAAAGUGAUGCAAAGAUGAACUCCGAACCCUUCCCUUAACCCAAGUGCACCCAGACACCUCUGAGUUCAGUGAGGUAAAACAUUUACAGUCCUGCAGAUAGAGCAGAAGUCAAAAGAUUUACGCCACAGUCUAAUAUGACUGAGGGCGCACAUUCAUAUCUGUCCCAUGCAGUAUGUUUCAGUCAUUAAUAUGUUCUCUGCUGAAACAGGCCCUUAACCUUUGAAUGUGGAUUCUGCUUCUGGUCUGGGGCUGUGCUGUGUGCUACCUUGCCGUUAAAUAAAACUCAAUAAUAGUAAUAAACAUUAAAAAAAUAAUUU
Monopterus albus (swamp eel) is the source of this 3069-nucleotide messenger RNA. RefSeq names its product serine/threonine-protein phosphatase 2A 55 kDa regulatory subunit B gamma isoform. The record is from RefSeq and is a predicted model, not a curated record. Gene Ontology annotation, molecular function: protein phosphatase regulator activity; protein binding. The transcript is spliced from 10 exons. Bases 827 to 2143 code for a protein of 438 amino acids. Gene Ontology annotation, cellular component: protein phosphatase type 2A complex. NCBI's taxonomy places the organism in Eukaryota, Metazoa, Chordata, Actinopteri, Synbranchiformes, Synbranchidae.